AUGUUUGCAUCACGUAGCGACUUGCAAUCCCGUCUGUGUAUUCUAAAGGCAACCUUGUGUUCAUCCUGGUUACUUGGAGUAUUUCCCUACAGAUUCGAUUCGCGAAAUAGCCAGCUGAAGCGCUCCAGAUUUCUACUAUUUUACGGACUAAUCGUGAACUUCUUCCUACUUCUGAAAAUGGUGUGCUCAGGAGGUCAGAAGCAGGGGAGUCCCGAGGCAUUUGCGCGGAAUCCAGUCCUGGAAAAUACACAUUACACAAUUCGCAUGGUGACCGUUUUCUCAUGCUUGGUAAUACAUUUUUUGAACUUUUGGGGAAGCACAAGAGUGCAGGACUUGGCCAAUGUACUGCUAGGCCUUGAGUAUCACCACUUUGCCAGCGUAAACUCCUUAGUGCAAUUCAGCAUUAAUUGCAAUAUAAAGCAUUAUUAUAUCGCGGCCUUGUUAAUCUAUCGCUAUAUAUGGCAAAUCAACAGACAACUAUUAGAACUGGUCACGAAUCUUAAACUGGAUCGUUCGGUGGACUCCUCGAGGAUUCGGAAAUCCCUAUCAUUGUACCGCCGCCUUUCGGAGCUCAAAGGAAAUAUAGUGUACUGGAUAUAUUCCUAGAUUGUGUUGGACAUUAGCAUGAACAUACGAUCCAUCAGUUUGCUGAUUUUCCCGCUGUUCUUAUUUGUUAAUGUUUGGAAUCUUUGGUUGAGCAUUGUCGCCUUCGAUCGCGAGAAUGCUGACAAAAAUACCCAAGAUGUACUUAGACUUUUUGGUGAUCUAGAGGUGAAAGAUAUUGAACUGGAAAGAAGUGUGAAUGAAUUCGCAUUGCUGUGCAGUCAUCGUCAGUUUAACUUUCACGUGUGUGGACUUUUCACUAUAAACUAUAAAAUGGGUUUCCAAAUGAUUAUCACCAGUUUCUUAUACUUGAUUUACUUGAUUCAAUUCGAUUUCAUGAAUUUGUAA
Drosophila sechellia is the source of this 951-nucleotide messenger RNA. It is a transcript of the gene Gr22c, whose product is annotated as Gustatory receptor 22c. Lineage: Eukaryota; Metazoa; Arthropoda; Insecta; Diptera; Drosophilidae. Gene Ontology annotation, biological process: sensory perception of taste. The record is from RefSeq and is a predicted model, not a curated record. Gene Ontology annotation, cellular component: membrane.